Molecule: messenger RNA, 765 nt
Organism: Indicator indicator
Lineage: Eukaryota; Metazoa; Chordata; Aves; Piciformes; Indicatoridae
Gene: PACRG
Product: parkin coregulated
Exons: 5
Coding region: 1-765 (254 amino acids)
Cellular component (GO): vesicle; cytosol; neuron projection
Molecular function (GO): Hsp90 protein binding; Hsp70 protein binding
Source: RefSeq, a predicted model, not a curated record
AUGGUAGUGGAGAAAGCGGGCUCAAGCUCCUCAAAGCCCAUAGGUGACAGGUGCCCCCAGAAGCAGGAGCCACUGGGGCACGCGAAGAAAAACAAGCAGCAGGUCUCCGACGGAUUCACUGUUAAAGCCAUGAUGAAAAAUACUGUGGUACGAGGGCCCCCACUUGCAGGAGCAUUUAAAGAAAGACCAACAAAGCCCACAGCAUUUCGCAAGUUUUAUGAUCGAGGAGACUUCCCAAUUGCCCUUGAGCAUGAUACUAAAGGAAACAAAAUCGCCUGGAAGGUAGAGAUCGAAAAGCUGGACUAUCAUUACUAUCUACCUUUGUUUUUUGAUGGGCUUUGUGAAAUGACAUUUCCAUAUGAGUUUCUUGCUCGUCAAGGAAUCCAUGACAUGCUGGAACAUGGUGGAAACAAGAUCCUUCCUGUCAUUCCUCAGCUCAUUAUCCCAAUAAAAAAUGCACUGAACCUUCGUAACAGACAGGUUAUCUGCACCACGCUGAAAGUCCUCCAGCACCUGGUGGUGUCAGCUGACAUGGUGGGGAAGGCCUUGGUGCCCUAUUAUCGACAAAUCCUCCCAGUCCUAAACAUCUUUAAGAGUAUGAAUGUUAAUUCAGGUGAUGGGAUAGACUACAGCCAGCAGAAGCGUGAAAAUGUUGGAGAUCUGAUUCAAGAGACACUGGAAGCCUUUGAACGCUACGGUGGAGAAAUUGCUUAUAUAAACAUUAAAUACAUGAUCCCUACUUACCAGUCGUGCAUAUUAAACUGA